This is a messenger RNA of Purpureocillium takamizusanense, 2204 nucleotides long. RefSeq lists its product as uncharacterized. The record is from RefSeq and is a predicted model, not a curated record. Gene Ontology annotation, molecular function: RNA polymerase I core promoter sequence-specific DNA binding; TBP-class protein binding. The transcript has a single exon. NCBI's taxonomy places the organism in Eukaryota, Fungi, Ascomycota, Sordariomycetes, Hypocreales, Ophiocordycipitaceae. Bases 329 to 1777 code for a protein of 482 amino acids. Gene Ontology annotation, cellular component: RNA polymerase I core factor complex. Gene Ontology annotation, biological process: nucleolar large rRNA transcription by RNA polymerase I.
CGAACCCGCGACGGCGGGCAGCUCAAGACAGGUUUAUUCAUUUCCUGCGCAAUCAAUUAUCGCCCCUUCCUACCACCGACACGCGCGCCGCCAAUUUAUACUUUCAAGCCUCACCCCGAGACCGAGACCGAGCCUGUCACAGUCCCUGCCGGCCCGUCUGACCGGUCUCCUUCCUCGCGGCCUUCAGUAGCCGUGCGUGCCUCUGCCAACAGAUAUGAAGUGGCCAGCCUCGGAGCCACGUCCCGACAUUGCGUGAGCCCGUCCGCGCCGUCUUCAUUUCCGCUCGGCAGCUUCCUCUCCAGCAAUUUCUGUCGCUGCCGAGGUCAGCAUGGGAUACAAAGAAAAGGGCAGCAGGCUGGCCGCCUUUGUGCGCGGCGGCUCUGACAGCGGGGCGGCGGCGGCCGGAGCGCCUGCGCCUGCCAACACCGAUGACCCUGACGAGAAGCGUCCUGGAACGCCCCAUGGGCGUCCGUCCGCCGUACAAAGCCGGCAGCAGCUUGCCGACGCCAUCAAGAUGCCUGUCCCGAAGCAUCCUCGGAACGUUGUGGCUCCAGUGCUGCACGACCCAAAGGCGGAGCCCGUCGCCAGUCAGGGGAAGAUUCAGUCCCCACGACGCAGCGCGCAGCCACCCCUCUCUCUCCCUCCGGUGCCCAGAGACUCCGACAGCAAUCACGGCGACCUCUUCUCAGGCUCCCAGCUCGGUGAUAAUUUCAUGAACUCGGGCCUGUCCACCCCCCACAACGAGCCUGAGCACAUGGAGGAAGAGGUCACGCCGACAGCCAAGCGUCGCAACGAAGUAGCUGUCGAUAUGCCAGUGGACGACCUUGCGCGGAAUCCCUUCGCACUACGCACCUCUUCUUUUCUCAUCAAUGACGAGGGCAGGGUGUCAGUCAUUGAUGGCAACAGGCGCCGACUUCCUCCGCAGAUGAUGGACGGCUUCCGUGAUGACGGCGAGGACGCCUUAAAUCAUAAAAGACCUCAUACCAGGUACACCCUCCGUCAGCACCAUCCUGUCAUGCCUCAAGCCCCCGCCACAGUCCGUCAGGUCCGAGUCAGGAAGCCACCGGCCCCUACUCAGCCCUCAAGAAUCAUCGAGGAGGCCGACGAGCCGCACAGCCCGGCGCCAUCCGAGGACGGUGCAGCUUGGCCAGAACAUCGCAUCAGAGACAGCCGGCGAUUACGGCCAUACGACCGCCCCUGGGAUGAUAAUCAUGACCUUGAGGACGGCUGUGGGGAUCCACAAUCUGUACCGGAACGACAGCGCGCGCAAGAACCUAAACGACUGCCAAGCGCACCAUCGAUGCAACCCAGGGUGGUGGCUCAGGAACAUCAGUCCAGAGACCGCAAGCGACGCCGGCCGAGCGCCGAGUACGACGACAACAUGCUCAGUUCCAUGACAUUCAAGGACCUGCAGGAUGAGCCCUUUGACGGCGGUGACACGAGACCGAACGGACUCAAUGGGCGGGAGCUAGCCGCCAAGCUCCCCUCGAAACUGGCCCAAUAUCGUCAUCUGGGCGAUCGGGAACAGAGCCAGAUGUUUGCUUCCAUGUCCAUGGAUGACUGGGAGGUAGCUGGCGACUGGUUCGUGGACCAGUUCACCGAUAUCAUGCAGAGGCUGAAGCAGGCGCGGCGAGACAAGCGACGCCUCAUCCGCGACUUUGAAAACGAGGCCGCGGUGCGCGAGGAGGCCGUGCGGCUCCGCUCAGAAACGAUUGACAGGCAGCUGGCCAAGAUGCGCCAAGAUGGGCUGCGCGUGGUGCAGGACAAGAUUUCAUAAUGGCCUGGCCUGGCCGGGGUUGUUGUAGGGAGGGAACAUGGGCGUCGCUGCCCUCUGUGGCAUUUCCUUUGCUCAAUUUCGUUGUAUGGUGCGCGCACCAAGCGUGGCGUUUGGGAGCCAUAGAUGGUACUUGAGUUGGUACGUCCUACAUGUAAUGAACAAGAGCUCUCUAGGCCGCCGGUCGUGCGGUCUAUAUGCGAAUCACCUGCUUCACCUUUCGAUCCCGCCCGACGACCAUCCGCAGCUGGCAGCCCGGCCGGCCAGGCAGGACUCCAUCCCUCACGCCGUCCGUGUACAGCUCGUACCCAGGAAAGUAGCCGUCGACGAAGCGCACCACCUGCUCGGGCGUCAUGCCCGCCGCGGGAUCGCCGCCCCUGUCCCGCCGCAGCGCCUCCUCCUGCUCGAGCCGCCACGCGUACACGUACCC